UCUCCCGUCCCUGCCUGGAAGCCUGGAGCAGGGCGGCCUCAGGAGCCGGAUGGAAAACUUCCAGAGAGGCUGAAAUUUCCACAGGUAAAUAAUCUUGAUGAAAACGGAGAUGAAUCCAGUUUUAAUUUAGAGCAAUAUACAUGAAGAUAAAUGAAAAUGCCUCUAGAAGAGCAUGAGCAAUUCUUAUCCUACAAUGGAGAAGUCCUUGUAUUUCAUCUGUCAAAACCAAAACAUGUGGAGCAAACAGGUGAAAAAACAAUGGGUUUAUUUGUCAGAAGAAUGGCAUUCAACAGAGACACCAACCUGUUUGUUCAGAAAUCUUCUGGAGUAUUCAACAUGAGUUCCAGUCACUUAAAAACUGAGAUAAUUUGUUGUAGCUGCACAACGGAUUCUAGAACAGGAAUUAUCCUUCCCUGCAUUUUGAUGAAAAAGAAAAAAAGGAAUAACGUGGUUGAAUACCUUCUAUUGUUGCUUCACAGCUCAAAUCAGUUUGAACAGUCCUUUCAUUUUAAACUGGAUUAUGAGCUGAAAGAAGACAUCAGGUUGUUUGCUGGCCCUUCAGUCUUGUGGAGGCAUGCCAACAAGCUGUUCUACAUCUCUUCAGACACCUGCACGGUUCUAAGUGUUCCUGUUCAGGUUUCUUCUGUUGUUUGGACAGGUGAAAUUGUGGACGAAGGCACUGUUGUUUUAGGGAUAAGAACUGCGUGCCUGUCAGAGAGUGAAGAUGAGGAUGAGUUUUCCACUUCAGACAGAGCCAUCUGGGGUACUGAAUUCUUUGCAUAUGCAAUAGAAACACAAAAAAUGCUAACUGGCACAAGCUUCAUGCCUCAUGCUUAUGGCAGAGUGGUGUCUUCUGUCUAUGUCUGCAAGAAUGAAAUGUUGAAAAAACGGCUCAGAGUAUCACUUGUUGCCAUAACUCACAAGAAUCAGUUUAUUUGGUUCCAAGAUGGUGUCCCGAAAGGUGUUUGUGAACUUCCCUAUGAAAAACCAUGUUCAGUAAAAACGGCUGUAACCAGUAGCAGUGAUUUGCUAUUUAUUGUGUCUUUCGCCUCUGGAAAUGUCUGUGUGGUACAAAGGAAAGACAGCUUACAGGUGGCUUCCAAAUGGCAAGAAGUGAGGUCUGUUCUGGUGGAUGAUUUUGUUGGCUCUGGAAGUGAGCAACUGUUACUGCUUUUUAAGGAUGACUCCAACACAGAAGUGCUAAGUACAUUCAAAAUAACAGAUCUUGGAGCGGUCAACUAUGCAAGUGGUAUUAAUUAUAAACAUGAUGUUCCUGCUGCAGAAGGACUGCAGGAGAAUGGUUUGCUUACUGUUCAAGCCCUUGAAGCAAGAUUACAGGCUGGUUACACCUCUGUUCGAGAGCUACAACAGCAUUUAAGACUGAAAAAGAGGGUUAUUCUUGAAUCUUGCAAAGCAUUAAUAGAUCUUGUUGAAGAAAGAGCCCAUGUUCUGCCAGCUGCAAAAGAGGAAGGUCUUGUCUCUCUCUGGGAUGAUGUAGAAAAUCCUCCUCAUUCUCUUAGUAAAGAGACACCAUUGGCAUCUAAAGUUCCAGAGCGCUUCAUAGAGAAAUUGUGGCAGCGUGUUGUGGGUGACAGCUUGGUAGUUGGAGUACAGCUAACUGAGUCGUAUUACUUGUCACUGAGUGAUGUCAGCCUGUCUUUAGUGCUGGAGCGAGGCUUCUCAUCAAUUUCUCCAAUCAUCAAAUGUCAAAAUAAAAUCAUUAAGCUGAACAGAGCCUUCUCAGCAUCGUCUGUCUCCUUGUGUCAAAUCGAGCCUCCUCCAAAAAAGAUUAAAUUGGACUUACAUAGCAAAAAUGAUCUGAAGGAAGAGUUUAAGGGAUGCUCAAGAGUUCAGCUGGAUGGUACAAAGACAGUGACUGCUGUUACCAGCCUUUCACCUCUGCUGGCAUUUCAUCGUGUUUGUUGCAUAGUUCUACUCCAUGCAAAGAAACAAAAACGUUGGAAUGAUAGUUUACAGGAAAGCAAAAAGAUUACUGUAGUCUGUGGGAAAAUUUUGUUAAGUCUGGAUGAUAUUUCAAAUGGAAAAUAUUCGGUCAAGAUGCUGAGGGAUAAUAGCUACUGUACAGGUUCCAUGGAAGAUAUACUCGCUGUCCUUGCAGCAUCUGUCAGAUUCUCCUUUCAGAUAGUGUCUUCUGACUGCACAGUGACUCCAGUAAAUUCAUGGUUACUGGGAGAAAUGGAGUGCAUACCAUUUAAGGAAUGCCAUAACAAUGUAUUCUGUCAUAAAGUAGGAAAUGUGUAUGGUACAAUUUUUAACUGGACCAUGAAAAAUCCAUUUGAAGGACUUCUAACAUUAUUUUGCAGAAACCUGACUGUCUUAUUUCAGUGCCUUCACAGCCUUAUUAGAGUUCUCCCACCAAGCUGUGAUGUAAAGCUACUGAGAUCUGGAAGUAAAAGUGUACUUACUGAACGGUUAGCACUGGCUUUGGAAGAAGAAAUGCUCACCUUGAGGAAUUCUUUCUUAAAAGAAUUAAAAGAAAGUAAAGCUGUAAACAGCCUCACAUGGGGGAAUGAGCCCAGCAAGAAAAUCAGUGAUGCUCCUGUGGCUUCUUUACUGGACAGCACGGAAGGACUUCAGCAAUUCAGAAAGAAGCUUCAGAAUGAACGGGAAGAGGGUGUGCUAAGUAUGAAUCAGACAAUGACUGGUGCCCUCUACCAAGAAACUGCUCUGAAAAUAGCAGCAGCUCAGAUAAGUUCAGAUAUGCUUGUGUGGAGACUGUGCAAGUCCUAG
Messenger RNA from Calypte anna (Anna's hummingbird), 2751 nucleotides. It is a transcript of the gene FANCB, whose product is annotated as FA complementation group B. NCBI's taxonomy places the organism in Eukaryota, Metazoa, Chordata, Aves, Apodiformes, Trochilidae. The record is from RefSeq and is a predicted model, not a curated record. Gene Ontology annotation, cellular component: Fanconi anaemia nuclear complex. The transcript is spliced from 9 exons. Bases 151 to 2751 code for a protein of 866 amino acids. Gene Ontology annotation, biological process: positive regulation of double-strand break repair via homologous recombination; replication-born double-strand break repair via sister chromatid exchange; interstrand cross-link repair.